Messenger RNA from Melanotaenia boesemani (Boeseman's rainbowfish), 1641 nucleotides. It is a transcript of the gene opn1sw1, whose product is annotated as opsin 1 (cone pigments), short-wave-sensitive 1. The record is from RefSeq and is a predicted model, not a curated record. NCBI's taxonomy places the organism in Eukaryota, Metazoa, Chordata, Actinopteri, Atheriniformes, Melanotaeniidae. The transcript is spliced from 5 exons. Gene Ontology annotation, cellular component: membrane; photoreceptor outer segment. Gene Ontology annotation, biological process: phototransduction; G protein-coupled receptor signaling pathway; visual perception. The coding region runs from base 461 to 1468 and encodes 335 amino acids. Gene Ontology annotation, molecular function: G protein-coupled receptor activity.
UCUUCCCAGAAAACCAUCAAAGAGACACGAGAUGAUGUUUUUAUUUAUUAUUUUUACUCAGUUUGAUUUAAUAAAAUAAUGUCCAGAAUUUUAUUUUGGAUGAUGGAAAAUGGACAGUAGAAUUUUUGUCUAUACAGGAAUUAUUGAUCUGUUAUUGAUCUAAUGAACUCAAAGUUUCAUUCAAUGAAUUUCCUCUAAUGUGCUGUCAUUACUAUUUUUCCAUCCUGAUAUUCCACCUUUAGUUCUCCAGAGAACUUGUGACUGAUAAAGUGAAAGAACAUUUGCUGUUGGAGGUGAUGUCACAGUUUACAGGGCUGAGUUUGUUCCGUAAGCAGAUUAAAGACAAAUGUUCUUAAUCCGUAAAGUUUGAAGAAAGCCGUGCGGAUUAUCUCUCUUUAAGUGGUUUAUAAGCAUAUAUAAAGACGCUGAAGACGUUUGUGGAUCAAAGCUCAGCUCCACCAUGGGGAAAUAUUUCCACCUGUAUGAGAAUGUCUCCAAAGUCAGCCCCUUCGAGGGCCCCCAGUAUUAUCUGGGCCCAAUGUGGGCUUUUCACCUGCAGACCCUGUUCAUGGGCUUCGUUUUCUUCGCUGGGACCCCUUUAAACUUUGUUGUUCUAGUGGCAGCGGCCAAAUACAAGAAGCUCAGAACCCCGCUGAACUACAUCCUCAUCAACAUCUCCUUCGCUGGCUUCAUCUUCGUCACCUUCUCCGUCAGCCAGGUGUUCGUCGCCUCUGCCCGGGGUUGGUACUUCCUGGGUUAUACCCUGUGUGCCAUGGAGGCCGCCAUGGGUUCCGUUGCAGGUCUGGUGACAGCCUGGUCUUUGGCCGUCCUUUCCUUCGAGCGCUACCUGGUCAUCUGUAAACCCUUCGGAGCCUUUAAGUUCGGAAACAACCACGCUCUGGCUGCUGUCAUCUUCACCUGGAUCAUAGGGAGCUUCUGCGCCUUCCCACCUUUCUUUGGCUGGAGCCGGUACAUCCCAGAAGGUCUGGGCUGCUCCUGUGGACCCGACUGGUACACGAAGAAUGAGGAGUUAAAGACUGAAAGCUACAUGUACUUCUUGUUGAUAACCUGCUUCUGCUGCCCUAUGACCAUCAUCGUCUUCUCCUACUCCCAGUUACUGGGAGCUCUCAGAGCUGUUGCAGCUCAGCAGGCAGAGUCGGAGUCCACCCAAAAGGCAGAGAAGGAAGUAUCGAGGAUGAUCAUCGUGAUGGUGGGCUCCUUCAUCACAUGCUAUGCUCCGUACGCCCUGACAGGUCUGUACUUUUCCUUUAACCAGGAUGAAAACAAAGACUUCAGACUGGUCACCAUCCCAGCUUACUUCUCCAAAAGCUCCUGUGUUUACAACCCGCUCAUCUACGUCUUCAUGAACAAACAGUUUAAUGGCUGCAUCAUGGAAAUGGUGUUUGGGAAGAAAAUGGAAGAAGCAUCUGAAGUGUCUUCAAAGACUGAGGUGUCCACAGCUUCCUAACGUUUGGACCAAAGACAUCAGGAAGGACAUUUGACUUUCCAAAAGGACUUGUAAAGAUCUGAUUUGGGAUGAUCUGCUGUAAACAAACAUAUUUCUGAACGUGUAAAUACAGUUUAUGAGAUUUCAGCUUUAACUGCUGAUGUUUAUUUUAUUGUAGAAGGAAUUUGUUUAGA